AUGCCUGCCAGCAACUGCAAUGUUAUGGGAACGAACGAGGAACGAGCAGUGGCUGCCUCGACCGUACCCGACCUUUGUGAAGUUCGAGAAUUCAUCCUGUUCUCCAAUGACAAAGAAAGGCAUCAGGCUUGCCGUCGUCCUGACCCGCACUUUAUGCCCACAAGGCUGCUCGAGAUUGGCACAAUCAACGGGAAAUUCAGACUCAAGCUCUGUAACUCAAAUAAAAUCUCUCCGGGUGCGUAUGCAGCUCUCUCAUAUUGCUGGGGACCGGACAAGAACCUCAAGACCUCGUCAACGAACCUGGCUAGGCACGCCGCUGGUAUUGACGCGGAGGACUUGCCACAAACUCUGCAAGAUGCGGUGGGAGUCGUGGACAGCUUAGGCUUGACACUGCUGUGGAUUGACGCUUUGUGCAUUCUGCAAGACGACGAACACGACAAGGCGACGGAAAUUGCUACCAUGGACAAGGUCUACGCCAACGCCACCGUCACAGUUGCAGCCUCUCGGGCUGUGACCGCGCAAGCCGGGUUUCUUGCGGAUCGGCCAGAUCCGUGGCCUACGGGAUCCAGAGAGCUCUUUGAGCUACCGUAUCGUCUCGCAGAUGGCCAGACUGGAUCCAUCGUUCUCGGACCCGACUUCAAUAGGCCCGAUGAGCCGUUGGAUUUCAGAGCAUGGGCAUACCAGGAGCGUUUACUGUCUCCUCGGAUUCUCGACUUUGGAGCGAUCAACACUCGCUGGAUUUGCUGCCAAUCUGUCGAGAGUGACCGAUAUGCCUUCACCGAUGGCUGGGAUGGCCUAAAUACUCUGAAUACGGUACGCGAUGACUUGAAGUCGAAACAUAUUUCGGAGCUGUACGAGAAAUCAAAAGGUGGGAAACUGACGAAGCCGCCAAUGACGGCCUUUCGCGACCUCUGGAGCGGCAUUGUCCAGCAGUACACUGCACGUACCAUCGGCGUUGCUGAAGACCGACUCCUCGCCCUUGGCGGUAUCGCGCAGCAGUUUGGCACGAUCCUCGACGACGACUAUAAAGCUGGAUUUUGGAGCAGCACUCUCGCGCACUCGCUGAUGUGGACCAGGAUCGAACACUGGAAACAUGAACCCGAGACUCCUCACAGCAAGUACAUUGCGCCGUCAUGGUCAUGGGCGUCGUUGAAUGCGUGGGUGGACACUGUAUACACGCGAACCCUCGAUGAAAACUUCCGAGUCCUGCACUGUCACCUCGAACCUCUGUACAAACACGCCCCAUAUGGCGCGUUGUCCUCGGGCUUCCUUCGCGUAGCGGGCACGGCCAUCGAGACUGUUUGGGGUAGCAACCAAGACAACUCGCGAUUUGCUUCCCGGGUUUCCAUUCGCGAUACCACAGCCAACAGGAAAUAUGUCGCCAGAAUGGAGCAUGAUCGAGCGCCCACCGACCUCAGCCUCGAGGUCAAAGCCACCUUGCCGGUUCUGUUUCUGAUAGUGGCUUCCGGAGAUAGGAGAACGGGCAAAGCCAACUCUAAAUGUCGGUGCAGGAAUCAAGGCUCGAUUAAAGGCCUGGUGCUUGAGAGUCUUCCCGGCGGAACAUACCGCCGGGUUGGAUGUUUCUACCUUGGUGGAAUGGAGAUGGAAAGCUACCAAGAGUGUCUUCGCCUGUUUCGCGAUGGUGGUGUCAGAGAAUUCAAAAUCGUUUGA
Fonsecaea nubica is the source of this 1671-nucleotide messenger RNA. RefSeq lists its product as hypothetical. Bases 1 to 1671 code for a protein of 556 amino acids. The transcript is spliced from 2 exons. The record is from RefSeq and is a predicted model, not a curated record. Lineage: Eukaryota; Fungi; Ascomycota; Eurotiomycetes; Chaetothyriales; Herpotrichiellaceae.